GUUUGGCUUGUGGUGUUUCAAGUCGAUUUAUUAUCGAAUUUUAACCCAAAAAAGGUGGAAAAAUGUAGAAAAAAGUGCCCCAACACUUAAUUCUAUUGACCAGCGUCACGUUUUAUUGUUUUGAGUUCGGUUUGUUCAAGUUGCGUGCGAUAAAUUGGUUUCUUGGGGGCGCGUUUUGUGAGACAUUAUUGUGUAGAAUGGUCAGAGGCCCCGGGCGCGCCUCCUAUGAGCCACAAAACCGUAAAAGCGUCAUUUUCAGACAGCUUUAAAUUGACAAUCAAUUGGUACAGUAAAAAUUGAUUUAUUGCAUGCUAGUGCAUGGUGCACGCCACUGUUCCGUACCCAGCCAACCGGCAUGCGUUUGCCAGACGCUCCUGCCAGAAGCCUCUAGCCGGCGACCAAUUGGGAUUGAAAGCUACCGGUCAAUCGGCGUGCGUUUGCCAGACGCUCCUGCCAGAGCCCCCUAACCGGCGACCAGUUGGGCAUUUGUCAGUUGUUCGUGUAAUUGAAAGCUACUCGUGAGAAAAAAUUGAAAAUCGAGCUUUUCAACAAGGAGAAAAUUCGAAAAAGUGUGAACGUUUGACAGUUGGAGCUUUUCCAGCACUUUUCCGGGGUAAAAUCUCACGUCCAGUAACAAGCACCACAGCACCGCCGACAAGAUGACCGACCGCAAAGCAGUCAUCAAAAACGCCGAUAUGAGCGAGGACAUGCAGCAGGACGCCGUGGAUUGCGCCACGCAAGCCAUCGAGAAGUACAACAUUGAGAAAGACAUUGCGGCGUAUAUAAAGAAAGAGUUUGACAAGAAGUACAACCCGACGUGGCACUGCAUCGUGGGGCGAAAUUUCGGUUCGUACGUGACCCACGAGACCCGUCAUUUCAUCUAUUUCUAUUUGGGCCAAGUGGCGAUACUUCUAUUCAAGAGCGGUUAAAUUAUCAUUCCCUGUACCAGUAUUCCAAUGAAAAAUUUAAAUACUUGAUAACAAUAACAACAAAAAGAUGUAUUCUAUGUUUACCCAGGUUUUUUUUAGUUUUUAUUUCGGUUAAUUCCAUUUUCGAAUCAACAAGUGUGUUUUGAUGGACUCUCUCGGUGUGGGUGACUCGAAAAUGGAUUUCUAAAUCCAAAACGUGGCGUGUUUUUGGUGUAUAUUAUAUGAAUGUUGAAUAUAAUUUUUGCUGGUUGAUUUAUUUUUAUUUUGUGAUUUUUUCGGGAAAUGUUGAUUGGGACGCACAAUUCUAGAUCGGCUUUAAAUGCACGUAAAAUCAACAUUUCUUGGUCGGCCCUUCCCUCAGUGAAUGUUGGUUGCUAAAUAUAUUCAUAUACUAAGAAACCUUAUUCCGUAAGUUGUUAAUCUAUAUAUAUAAGCCAUCUUUACUAAAGUUGUACUUAAGUCUUGUUAUACUUGAAUGUAGAUUAUAAUUUUUGUUUACUUCUUGAAUAAUUUAUGGAGCGUUUACUCGUGACAUAACGUCCAUUUAAAUUAACAGCUCCAGGUGAUAUCACGUUUAGUUCUUUUAAAUGACUUGAGUCACUGCCGCUACAUUUAGAAGAACUAAAAUUAAUUUUUGCUUGCUUCGGACGAUUCUUCCGAAACACGGAGGAAGUGCCACUUGUUCGUUUACGUUGGCAACAACUACAAUGUGAAUCGUUGCCAACCUAGACCUGGACAAGUGUCGCCACUGUACAAGAUAUAUUUUUGUAUAAAAAACCCACGGGAUGGGCAUGGUCUUUAAUAAGCGACUCGCUUUAAUUUAGAUCAAUUAAUUAAUUAGGCAAUUGUUAUAAUUUAGACGAACUAAAUUCAAAUAACGCUCUCUUCACUCACUAGCUUAGGACUUUACUGUACAUUUAAUGUUAUUUUACUCUCGAACCUACCUGAAUCCCAUCCCGAAGCUCUCCUCGACCCUUUAACCCCUUAUUUUCAUACUAUGUAAUUUCUAUAUGUAGCAAAUACAUGGUUAAAGAUU
This is a messenger RNA of Tribolium castaneum (red flour beetle), 1965 nucleotides long. Its product is annotated as dynein light chain D. Gene Ontology annotation, cellular component: cytoplasmic dynein complex. The coding region runs from base 660 to 929 and encodes 89 amino acids. The transcript has 4 exons. Gene Ontology annotation, biological process: microtubule-based process. NCBI's taxonomy places the organism in Eukaryota, Metazoa, Arthropoda, Insecta, Coleoptera, Tenebrionidae. The record is from RefSeq and is a predicted model, not a curated record. Gene Ontology annotation, molecular function: dynein intermediate chain binding.